GCAAAGGGAUCUUUGAUGAAACCAGUGCUGAGGAUUCCAGAGGGAGUUAGUACCCAAACAUGCGUGGUUCAGCCGUGCCUGUCUUGUAGUUCAGUGGCGGUAUGAGUCAGAGUCUCUUUGGUCUGAAUGAAGUGGAAGGUACUUUCUACAAAGCAACUCAAGCAUAUGCCAAGGAUCCGGAUAAAUAAAACUAAUUCAGAAAAAGGGAGUGGGAUGCAGGCUCUUGCUCUAAAUCACUUCACAGUUCACCACAGCAAAAUGCAAUAUGGCAUCUUAAAUAAAAUCACCCUCUUCUGACUCUCGCAGAGGCUGCUUCAGAGCAUUCCCUGGUUUCCAGAACAGUUUUAUUUCCUCCCUUAGAGAGAGAGACCAGCCUUGACUGAGCAACCGAUUUUCAUGCAUCCUUUAAACCAGCAUUCACUGCCUUUUCUGAAGGACAGCACACGUCGCUAGCUGUGUUUCUUCCCCCUUAAACAAUAUAGGUUCGGGGUUGGGUUUUUUUUUUUUUUCUUUUUCCCCUCCCCAUCUCAUUUCUUUCCGCCUGCAAAGUGAUUUGAGAGCCCCACGACGCAGCCUGCUACUGGAGCGGGGACUUCUCUGGAACACUGGCGUGCGCAGGGAUUAAUCCCACCGUAGAGAGCCAGCCUGGCCUUUGAAGUGUUACAAGGGGAAGGAGGAGGAUCCUUGAGCUGUUGCAGAGGCAGCCAACUGCUCCAUAUUUGGCUUCUAUUACCCAUUUACAUGCUGGAGAGCGGAGAGGGAGCGAGCGCUGUACCGCAGACAUCAUUUCUACUACAGUGGUGGAGACAUCCCGGACCUGUGUCACUGCAGGGGGAAGAAAAAAAGCCAAACAAACAAAAAGCAGACCCAAGCCCCAUGAUCAGCUAGGAAGACAUUUGUGUGCGAGUCUCUCUCUGACCCCCCCACCCCCGCCAACCCCACCUCCACUGACACUUUACAUCACAUUGCAGGCCAAGCCAGAUGGGCAAGCAAUACAAGCUGUGAAUUUAUUCUUGACCCCGUAGGACAGUGACCACCGUCAUUUUUUUCUUCACCGUACAGUUAUGCACUGCCAAUAAGUGAAAAGGUCAAGAAAAGCAGUAGCUCAGUGGCUGAAUUUUUCUGAAGUGCUUUACAGCAGGGAAAGUGGGGAAACCUCUUAAAGUGGUGUCUUAUUCAAUCCUGGAGCGCAGGGAAAGAGUUUUAAUGCAGAAUACCAGAAAAAAACGUCUGCAACAUCUCCUGUGAGAGGGGGGACAAAAGGAGAGUAACAAUUGCAUCUUGAAACACUCUUGAUUUGAGCUCUACCUUACUUUAUUUGAAAGAGGAAAGCCAGUGAUCAAUCCAGCAGCUUCUGAAAAAUCUUCAUGCUAACGGAUAAUCCAGAAUUCCCUGAAGAAGAACAAAGUGAAUGUUAAUCCAGAGGAGCUGCCGGAGGAUCGUGCUCACAGGGAGAUGAUUCCUCAUGAAGUCACUGGAUCCCCUGCAGAAAUCAAAUGUGACUUUCCGUUUAUCAGACUGAAAUCAGAGCCAGCCAGACAGUGAAGCAAGCACAGUGGAGGGGGGACGGCGAAAGAUGAAAUCCAACCAAGAGCGGAGCAAUGAAUGCCUGCCACCUAAGAAGCGAGAAAUCCCUGCCACCAGCCUGCCUUCGGAGGUGAAGCCGGUCCUGCCAAAUGAGAACCACCGUGCAGAUAACCUGGCAUGGCUCCCCAGCACACCCAGUGGCCAGGGCUGCCUGGGGGGCCGGCACCGGCCUGGGGGCACCUCCUCGGUGGAGGCAGGCUUGCAGCAGGGUUUGCACAAGUCACUGUCUGCAGGGAUGGACUAUUCCCCGCCGAGUGCGCCCAGGUCCGUUCCAGCUUCUACCACUCUUCCCACGGUGUACUCGCCUGCCCUCUCCCAGUCAGGGACCCCUGUUUCCCCCGUGCAGUACACUCACCUGCAGCACACCUUCCAGUUUGUCGGGCCCCAGUACAGUGGAUCGUACACCGGAUUCAUCCCCUCACAGCUGAUUUCCCCAACAGCCAAUUCUGCGACCGGCGCCGUGGCGGCGGCCACAGCCGUUGCAACCACUCCAUCCCAGCGCUCCCAGCUGGAGGCUUAUUCCACUUUGCUGGCUAGCAUGAGCGGCUUGAGCCAGCAGGGGCACAAAGUUGAGCCGCAUCUGGUCAGGACGCCUGGACUGAUCGCUGCUGGGUCCCCUCCACCCACACAGCAGAACCAGUACGUCCACAUUUCCAGCUCUUCCCAGAGCACUGUCAGAAAUGUCUCUCCUCCAACCAUCCCAGUCCCCCUGCACCCACAUCAGACAGUGAUCCCGCACACCCUCACCCUUGGCCCUUCCUCCCAAGUGGUGGUGCAGUACACUGACUCGGGGGGCCACUUUGUCACCAGGGAUCCCCCCAAGAAACCCGAGAGCAGCCGGCUGCAGGCGAUGCAGGCCAAGGAGGUACUGAAUGGCGAGAUAGAGAAGAGCCGGAGGUAUGGCAUUUCGCCUUCUGCCGACAUGGGUCUAGUCAAAGCAGGCAAUAAACCAGCUCCCCAUCAUUAUGAGACCAGGCAUGUGGUGGUCCACUCGAGCCCCGCCGAGUAUGGUGUGCGGGAUUCCUCAGGUGUCCGAGCCUCUGUCAUGGUGGUCCCCAACAGCAGCACGCCCACGGCAGACAUGGAGGUGCAGCAGGCCACCAACCGUGAGACCUCUCCUUCAGCCCUCAACGACAAGGGAAGUUUGCACUUAGGAAAGCCAGCCCACCGGUCCUACGCCUUGUCUCCGCAGCAGGCUCUGGGCCAUGAGGGGGUGAAGGCAGUGGCCACGCUGUCCCCUCACACCGUCAUUCAGACCACCCACAGCGCCUCCGAGCAACUCCCUGUGGGGCUGCCGGCGACAGCUUUCUACACCGGGACCCAGCCACCGGUGAUCGGCUACCUGAGCGGCCAGCAGCAAGCCAUCGGCUACCCCAGCAGCCUGCCGCAGCACCUGGUGAUCCCGGGCACCCAGUCCCUGCUGAUACCAGUCGGCAGCGCGGACGUCGAGCCGUCGGGAGUCACGCCUGCGAUCGUCACGUCGUCUCCUCAGUUUGCAGCAGUGCCUCACACGUUCGUCACCACCGCUGUCCCCAAGAGCGAGAACUUCAGUGCAGAGCCCCUCACCACCCAGCCUGCCUACCAGGCCACCAUGGUGCAGGCGCAGAUCCACCUGCCCGUGGUGCAGUCCAUUGCCUCCCCUGCCGCCGCGCCCCCCACGCUGCCCCCUUACUUCAUGAAGGGGUCGAUCAUCCAGCUGGCUAACGGGGAGCUGAAGAAAGUAGAGGACUUGAAAACAGAAGACUUCAUACAGAGUGCGGAAAUUAGCAACGACCUGAAAAUAGACUCCAGCACUGUGGAGAGGAUCGAAGACAGCCAUAGCCCAGGCAUCGCCGUCAUACAGUUUGCGGUGGGGGAGCAUCGAGCACAGGUCAGCGUGGAAGUCUUGGUAGAAUAUCCUUUUUUUGUAUUUGGACAAGGCUGGUCAUCCUGCUGCCCUGAAAGAACCAACCAGCUCUUUGAUUUGCCAUGCUCCAAACUCUCAGUGGGGGACGUCUGCAUAUCACUCACACUCAAGAACCUGAAGAACGGCUCUAUUAAAAAGGGCCAGCCCAUGGACUCAGCUAGUAUCUUGCUGAAGCAUUCAAAGAAUGACAGUCUAGCUGGAAGUAGACACAGGUAUGCGGAGCAGGAAAAUGGGAUUAAUCAGGGAAGCGCACAGAUGUUAGCUGAGAACGGUGAACUGAAGUUUCCGGACAAAAUAGGAUUGCCUGCAGCACCUUUGCUCACCAAAACAGAACCCAGCAAGCCCCCAGCAACAAGGAAGAGGAGGUGGUCAGCCCCCGAAACACGAAAACUAGAGAAAUCAGAAGAGGAGCCACCUUUGACUCUUCCCAAGCCUUCUUUUAUUCCUCAGGAGGUUAAGAUUUGCAUUGAAGGUCGAUCCAACGUAGGAAAGUAAAAGCUGUUUGGGGAAAGGAAAUUAGGCUAUCCCUUGUCAUUUUUAUCCAGAUUACUGUACUGUAGACUAAAUAACCCAGUAUUUACAUGUUAUCAUCUUAUUUUAGGUUUAUGUUAUAACCUUGUUGUUAUAGUUGCAGCUGGUAUUAUGCAGGAGACUGGUGCAUAUGUUUUUCCACAAGUGUUUGUCAGUGACUAGGUUUAUCGAGAGUUACAGAAGGGGCAGUAUCUGCUUCACACACCCUUAGUGGAAAUGAAUGUGUUGUCAUGGCUCCUGUUUUCUAACACCUCGUGUAGGACAGGGUCCAGCUGUGAUUUUGUUUCCUUUUUGUCACUGUUUUUUUUUUUUUUUUUGGUGUUUGUUUUGUUGUUCUGGUUCCUGUUCUAGUUUUCUUGGGGGGAGGUGAGGAGAAGGGAACUGUAGCAGAGGUGUGUGUCAAACGUGGGGUGUGUGUGUGUGUGUGUGUGGAUGCGUGCCAGGCCCCAGGACGGGACGGCCAUGCUCUGGCGGGUUGGUAAAUGAGGUUUCCUCACCCCAGGUGGAUGCUGAGGACCCAUUCCUUGGGUGUGUUACUGAAAAGGAUCAGACAGUCUCUGAUGUUUUCAACAACAAGCCAACUCUUACUCAAGGCUCUGCUAUAUAUAUAUAUAUAUAUGUAUGUAUGUAUGUAUAUAUAUAUAUAUAUAUAUAUAUAUAUAUAUAAUUUGUGUGUGUGUAUAUGUAUAUAUAUUUUUUUCCCCCAUGGGGUCUGACUGCACUGAUUUUUAUUCCUAAAGCAAACUGCCACACCACAUUUCCUUUCUGCUUGCUAGUGCAGUUCCAUUGCCCGGAGUCAGCGACGGCGAGGCUGUACGGACCCUCGCGCUGGUCGCCCUGCAGGGUUUCCCUUGAGGGCGGGGGGGAGGGUGUGUGCAUGUGGCGUGGGUGUGUGUGGGUGUGCAAGGAAGCCUCUGGUUCUGCAGAUGUGCCUGGCUCAGGCUCACUCCUGUUUCUGUGCAGUGUUAGACAAAUCAACCGGGUUAUGCCAUUGACAUUUGCUUCCACAAGGUAGACGCAGACUGCCCCUUUGAGAUCACAGGCAUCCAUUGUUUGCAGUUAGGUUGCAAAUCUUUGUCUUUAACUCUAGUACUGGUUUUAGUUCAUGGUUAUGGACAACUGGUGCCACUUUUUUCAAAUUGCGGUGUGUGACACAGGAAUCCGCUGUUGAAGAUGAACCUAGAAUGUCUUUAAGCACUUAAAAUGCUGUUCACACUUUAUUGCUGAGCAUCCUGGUCUAACACUCAGUACGUACUGUAUAUCACUUUAACCUGCUUGGAAAGCAACAACAACAAACAAACAAAUCUCUUCAACACUGUAACUACAUGCAACUAUGUAAAGUUUUCUCACAGGCAAGAUGCUGAAAGUUUUAAUGUGGUUUCAAAGGGAUGAAUGUGAAUUAUUGAACUAGUAUGUGACAGUCAUUGUCCACAAAGGACUACUUAAUAGGAGGCACUUUUUAAACUUUAAUGCUUGAGAAAGAGUUAAAGGCAUAUGCGAGCUGACAUAAUAAAAAAAAAUAAGAGAAAGGAGAAAGGAAAGAGGAAAAAUCAUUGUCCAGUGUUUUUGAAAAAGAUGGACUUUAAAGAAUCUUGCAAUUUGCACAUCUUGAGUUUAUCAUUUGUGUGGUAUUCCUGCAGUUUUUACCUAAUAAUGUUGUGGGGUGGGGGGGUCUGAAAGAGCAUAAACAAAUGUAGCAAUUACUCACUAACCUGCCUACGCUCUAGGCCAUUUCAUAGGGUUACGUUCCUUUCAGAGUUCAUUUUCGGUCUUUCUACCUUAUCGGCCACACAGAACCAGGUCCUACCAGGACACCUCUGAGAAUUUUUCUUCAGACUUGCUGAGAGAGUUUUCCAGAAAAAAAAACAUUUCUAUAAGUAAGCAAGGUGUUUGUUUGUUUUGAAAACAAACCUAUUGUUAUUUUAUUUUUAUUAUUAUUAUUAUUUGUUAUUUUAAUUGCAUUGUUUUCCAUUGGAAAGGCGACAUUUCAGGAGUUUGGUACAAACCAAGUAGAAGUGGGGGAUUCAUGCGUUCAGUCUUUUCUUUCCCCAGGUAGGGCCGGAUCCUCAGAGGUGCUGUGCACCCAACCUCCUGCACAAGCCUCGGGGAGGUGCCGGUGGGAUUUCAGUGGGAUUGCACUCGGGCCCUCUGUGAGCAUGCGUUCGUGUCGUCAUUUUUGGUUGGCGAGUUCACAUCCUUCAGGUAGUUUUGAAGAAGCUGUACUCAUAGGGAGAACAGGAAAUCAAAGUCUGUCAUUAGAAACACAGUAACCUAAAGUGAACAAAUUUAUUUAAAGUCUUGUUUUCCCUCUCCCCUGAAAUACAGUGCUUUUCUUUGAGAGAAGAAAUGUUAACCCCAAACCCCAUCUUUGACUCUUGUUACUUGUUACUUGAAAUUUAGCUCACACCAGACCUAAUUGUUUUUAUACCAUAUUCUGGGGUGCACCAAAAAGUUGAAAUAUGUUUAAAAUAGCUUGAAACUUUUUUUGAAUUUCCUUGAAUUUUAUUAACCUCUCGGCAGGCUACCAAAUAGCUGAGUGGGUUUCUUCUCACAAUCACACAGCUUAGUUAGUGCUUAUUUGUUAAUAUUUCUGCUCAGAGAAGUUGCUUAAUCUUCCAUAUACUCUGCUCAGGGCACUUGCAAUUUAUUGUUUCAUUUUGUUUCCUGUUUUUGGUUUUUUUUUUUUUAAGCUUUGAUGGUAAAGGAAUAGAAAGAAUUACAGAUUUUAGUUCACAGUCUUACCACUAUUUCUGUACUUCACGUGUACUUAGAAAAAAGGAAAUCUCAAGUAAAACCAUACGCAUACACAUUUGUGGUCAAUAAGGAAGCAGGGGCUAUUAAACUGACUGGAUCUAUUCAACUAACACUAAAAAAAAAAAAAAAAUAAUAAAAUACAUUUGGAGCAAUAGGAAUGUAUUAGUUCUGUGCUUGUAUUUCAGACUGAGGAAUUCUGAAAUAACUGGUUCUUUCCAAACAAUUGUCCCCUUCCGUGCUUUAGCUUUUGUAGGAUGUGCAAUACUUUACGUGCCAACUUAGACUCACCUGUGCGGUGUUAGCUAGAUCUCAUAUCCACUUCUGAUUUCCCCUGAUUAUGUCUCUUGAAUUCUUUCUUUCUGCCUUUCUCUCUGCCCCCCCCCCCCACACCCCAAUCAAUAACUCCCUCCCUGUCCUCCCCCCUCCAAAAACUCACACCAUAUUAAGGGUAGAAGAAUCCCUUGUCCUGGGAAACACGAACCCUUUUUGUAUUUGUUCUUUAAAGAGAUCCAGGAAGAAAAAAAGAAAGGCAAAAAAAGAGAUGUAUUCAUGUCUACAUGGCAUCCAGGCAGAGAGUGACACUCAACCAUAUGGUUGAGUGCCACUUUCCACCUGGACACACGCACACAGGGGCUGGCUCCCACUGGGGCCAAGUCCUUUGCAAGGCAGGGCUUUGCCUUUCCCUCUGGCAUUGAGCAUCCCUUGCAGUGCAGCCCCAGGCCCAGGAGUGCCAUUGAUCCCCAGGGCAGGUGCAAAACACCACGGGGAUGCUGAGGUGAAGCCGAAGGAGGAGGCUCUGCCUCUGCUCUGCAUGGCGGCCGCUUUGCAAUAGUAACUAACAGCAGUUUUCUUUUUGUCUCUUUGUUUCUUUCCUUUUGUAGCAGGCCUCUUUAGUUUACAACAAAAUGAAUACAAUCACCAAGAAAUUAGUCAGGGCAAAGAAAAAUAAAACAAGAACCUCUUUAUAGGGAUUUCUAAAAAAAAAAAACCUAUUUGUCUGUCUGUUGAUCUAUCUAUCUAUCUAUCUAUCUAUCUAUCUAUCUAUCUAUCUAUCUAUAUAAAGUGACUGUUCCUUAUAGCAUCUAACUUAGGCAUUGUUUCAGUUUGUCUGGGCCACGUUGUGGGGAAUUUGAGUUUGAUGUCACUUACCUCGAGUCGUUUGGUCGAGACCCGAAUCGGAGUCACUGUUGACCUAUUUUACCAUUUUGUACCUUGCCCUUAGGCUUGCUUUCCCUCAAAGAUGCAGACCUCGGGAGGAGGGGAGGGACACACGUUCCCUUUUUCAUUCCUUUAAUUCCUUUGUCCCACUGUCGCUUUGUUCCUGUCGUUCCUGUCAUUUUCUCAGCAUGGGGAAGUGACAUCACUACUCUUGUUUCCCUUAAAUCAAGGAACAUUUAGAAACCUUUCACACCUUUUACUCAGGGAUGGGGCUGGUGUAUGUGUGGUACACUGAUGUGACCAGAAGCAGCACUUUUACUGCUCCGGAGUAGGGAUGUACAAUGUUACAGACAAGUUUGGAUUUCCUGCAUCUCAUGGUUUUAAACUUUGUAGAUCUCAUUUAGAUUGCAAUACAAAAGCAGCAGGCUCAGCAUGAACUGUAGCUGUUGGUUUCAUGAAAAUACACUCUCUGCAGAGAUUUAUAUUACUUUAAAGUGUGUUGCCAGUAGUACAAAGGAAAUGGUGGAUUUCUGUUAAUUCUUGCAACUGCCUAAAGAAAAAAAAAAAAAAAGCCUGUGUCGAGGAGACUGAAUUCUCAAUCUUUGUAAACACUAAUAGUGUUGUUUCAGGGUGGCUCUUGGUGCAAUGUUCUGCAUGUCAUGGGACCCAGUUCUGCAAACAUUUAUACGUGUGCCCAUGGGAGGUCUGGGCUGGCCAGCAAAGGCUGCUCAGGGCUUGCUGUAAAGCUCAUGUAUAAAUCUUUGUGAAAUUGAAGUGUGGUUCAAUUAGGGACAGAUCUUGACCCUAAUUGGGCAGCUGGAAAAAUGUCGGGGUUGACCAGGGCAGAAGCCUUGGGCAGGUGGAGGGGAUUUGGCCCAUUGAAGCACUUCUGCUGUCCCAGAAACUUGACAAAUGGCAGAAUGGGAUAUGCACUCGUACAGUUUCCAUUUCUUCCCUCCCCAUCAUCACAGGUAGCAGCAGAGUCCACUGUAGGCUCUGGCCAGUGCUGAUGUGAAAAGCAAGGGAACGUACCACCAGAGUGGAGGCAGUAAUUUCCUUUUCUCUGGUUUUUCCAACCCUCCCACUCUCCCAAAUCUUGUAAUACAUAGCAAAAUGAGAAUUUGUUGAUGCAGAUAUGCAUAUGUGCACACACACCCCUAGGCAGAAGUGUCUGUUUGCACACCAAGAAGUUACGUGUGCAUUUUUUUACGUGUAUGCCUACAUGUCCACUUGAUUCCCUGUCCUGAGGACAGCCUUGCUUUGUGCCCAUAGGGAAAUUCCAAACGCGUUGCACACCUCUACUCCAGAGUUCAAUUUCUUUUACAUAGACGACCUCGCUUCAGAUGUGUUACCUUUACUGAUAGGAUCUUUUCUUGUAGCACUAUACCUUGUGGGAAUAUUUUUUGAUGUAAACCUAAUUUGAGAAGCUUAUUAAAAAUAGAAACUUUUUUUGAAGCACUCACAUUGAGGAGUACAGGUAAUGUUUUAAAAAAUUGCACAAAAGAAAAAUGAAUGUUGGAAUGAUUCAUUCAGUGUUUGAAAAAGAGAUGGCUCUGUUUGAACAGUGAGUUUCAUAACUUGUUUGUAAAAAAAAAAAAAAAGUUUUUAAAUACAAAAGCAGAGAAAGGUUGAAAGUUACAUGUUUUUUGUAUAUAGAAAAUGUCAUGUCUAGAUGAUCUGAUUUGUAUUGGCUCUGGCCAGGAAGAAUUAUUACUUAAAAGACUCUUAAAGAACAACUGUGCUUAAUUUUCUGUUCAUAUUACAUGGGUUCCAUUUCUAGGGAAUGGAUUCACACUUUUUAUUCCUGUGCUGAAAAUAUACCUUGGAGCAGCAAUUCCUGAGUGCAGCUACCGGGCACUUCGAAGGGUGGCUACUGUGCAAAAUGAGAGUUUCACUCUCCAGUUGUAUUUUGGCUUUAAGUCUCUUCCGCCUGCGCUGAGGGAGCCCCUGGCAGCCCAGAGGUCAAGGCUGGUUUUGAGGGAGGCUUUGGCUGUGCCCUGGCAGGCAAGGCUUGGCUGCCCCGACUGUGGGGACCCUGCUGCUGCUGGCAGCCCUCAGGCUGAGCACAGCCUGCGUAGUUUCCACCUGAGGCCUUUUGGUCCCAUUUUUUUCUCUCUCUGGGGAUGCUGUUCCACAUUUUUUCAGCACUUCCUUGUCCAGAUGAAAUCCAAAGAGUACAACCCUGAGCUAGAAGUGCUUGUAACAAGGUAUCCUUGCCCAGCACUAGCAGCAGAAUGGUAUCCAAGGCGGCUCAGCCUUCCAGCCCCUGUCCCAGCUCUCCCAUCGCUGCUGCCAGAGCGCCAGGAACAGUCACACGGUUCCAGUGAUGGUCUUGAGCAAUGGCAAGACUGAUGUUUUUCAAAAGCCAAAAGGAGAGGAUCCUGAAGCAGUUUUUGAAGAGAGGAUCCUUUUCCUGUCCAAAGAUUGAGCUGGGCAGCUGGCAGCUGGAGGCAGGGUGGAGAGGGCAAAGUUUCAGGCUGCUCCCAUCCCCCUCCCCGGAGGUGACCCAAGCUUCGGCUCCCACAGGCACAGGGGGUGGGAAUGCUUGCCCUGUGCAAGUGACCCCCGGGCGCUCAGAAACCAGCCCCAGUUGUGUUACGGUGAAGUGCAUUCAGCCAACAGGUAGUAUUUAUACAAUAACCGUCUCUAAGGUUUCCGUAGGUUUUUUCUUGUUGUUAGCUGAAAGGACGCAAGUCUUCCACUGAGGAUUUUAUGGAGGCUUCAUCCAAGGUUAUUUCUUUUUUGUUAGUUUCUAUUUUGAGCAGUUAAAGCUCCUGAGCCCUUUCCCUUGACCACGCAGUAGGUGUGCAUUGGAAGUGUUGUUUGCAGCGAGUGGAGUCACUUGUUGAAGCUGUCCUUGCUGUACCACAGGAUUGGUGAGGGCAGAAGCUUCAGAGCCCAGAUCCUCAGCCAGGGUGGAGCCAGGGUGGGGCCACUGGCUCUGCCGGCAGUGCGGGUCUGCCCCUUCACACUGCUGGCAAGGGGAUUCCACCCUGGCAUUUGCUUUAAAAGUCCAGGACCCAGGUACUCUCCCGUUGAACAAGCUCUGCAGAUCUUGUUCCAGUCCACCGGGUUUGGAUCUGGGCAGCUGAGGGCAAAAAUGGGCCAGGGGUGGCUGCAGGUGGCUCGGAUAGGCAGGCGCUUCGUGGUUACUAAUCUGGUAAGGCAUAGAUGCAACUCUUCACGACAGUCAGCUAAUGUUGAAACUCACUAAUGUAUGUAUUUGCUCUUUUUUUUUUUUUUUUAAUAAUGUAUUAACUUGUUGAACACUGUUCUUUUCGCAGUGUUACAAAAGUGGGGGUGGGGGAAUUUCCCAACCAUUUUCAGUUUGGGUGAGCUACUGAAAUCCAUUUUGUACUAGCUAUGUCACCACUCCCGGCAGCAGCUGGCAGCGGCGCUUGGCCAAGCCCGGGUCAGGUCCAGCCAUUCAACAUCAGUAGUUUUUAAAGUAAUUUUUUUUUAAUUGUCUAGUAUUACUAAUGAGGGUUGUUGCAAAUCACACUUCCAGUGUCGUUCCUAGUGUAGGCCCAGUAAAAGGGAUAUCACAGCUUUGUGUUGGGGAGAAAUUGAGCUGACAUGGCCAGUACAAAGGAGAAAAUAGGGAGGGAAUAACGUUUUGCACCUUAUUGAAAAGAGGAGAAGAUUUUAAGUGCAUACAGACAUAGUUAAGAGCUUUUAUUGUGACAGGAGAACUUUUUUCCAUAUGCGUGCAUACUCUCUGUAAUUCCAGUGUAAAAUAUUGUACUUGCACUAGCUUUUUUAAAACAAAUAUUAAAAAAUGGAAGAAUUCAUAUUCUAUUUUCUAAUGGUGGUGUGUCUAUUUGUAGGAUACACUCGCGUCUGUUUAUUGAAUUUUAUGGUCCCUUUCUUUGAUGGUGCUUGCAGGUUUUCUAGGUAGAAAUUAUUUCAUUAUUAUAAUAAAACAAUGUUUGAUUCAAAAUUUGAACAAAAUUGUUUUAAAGAAAUUGUCUGUAUACCAGUACAAGUUUAUUGUUUCAGUAUACUCGUACUAAUAAAAUAACAGUGCCAAUUGCAAA
Messenger RNA from Taeniopygia guttata (zebra finch), 11973 nucleotides. The record is from RefSeq and is a predicted model, not a curated record. Lineage: Eukaryota; Metazoa; Chordata; Aves; Passeriformes; Estrildidae.